UGGAACUCUUGCAUGAGAGGAUUUUUCCCAUUUUUGUAGCCUUGGAUAUAGAUUUUAUUUUACAUGCACCCGAAGUCCCAGCUGUCAGCUCACUGGAGACAUGGCGGGAGUGAUCCGGAGGCUCGACGAGACUGUUGUGAAUCGUAUCGCGGCGGGAGAAGUUAUCCAGCGUCCCGCGAACGCUGUCAAGGAGAUGAUUGAAAACUGUUUAGAUGCAAAGUCCACCAACAUCCAGGUGACUGUGAAAGAUGGGGGACUGAAGCUCCUGCAGAUUCAGGACAAUGGCACAGGCAUCAGGAAAGAAGAUAUGGAGAUUGUCUGCGAAAGGUUUACUACCAGCAAACUCCAGACGUUUGAGGACCUCUCAGGGAUUGCAACCUAUGGAUUCAGAGGAGAGGCUCUUGCCAGUAUAAGCCAUGUUGCCCAUGUGACCAUAACCACCAAGACCGCUGAUGCCAAGUGUGCUUACAGAGCCAACUACAGCGAUGGCAAACUGAAAGGGCCUCCAAAACCAUGUGCUGGGAACCAGGGGACACAGAUACUGGUGGAGGAUCUUUUCUAUAACGUCUCCACCAGGAGGAAAGCUUUAAAGAGCCCGAGUGAUGAAUACUCCAGGAUCGUUGAGGUGGUCAGCAGGUAUGCCAUUCACAAUUCAGGAAAAAGCUUCUCUGUUAAAAAGCAAGGAGAGACUGUAGCAGACGUGAGGACUCUGCCCAACGCGUCUGUGGUGGAUAACAUCCGGGGAGUUUUUGGCAACGCCGUCAGCAGGGAGCUGAUCGAGGUGGGCUGCGAGGAUCAGAAGCUGGCCUACAAGAUGAAAGGCUACAUCUCCAACGCAAACUACUCCGUCAAGAAAUGCAUCCUGAUCCUCUUCAUCAACCAUCGCCUGGUGGAGUCGAGCGCGUUGAAGAAGGCAGUGGAGACGGUCUACGCCGCGUACCUCCCUAAGAACACACACCCCUUCCUGUACCUCAGCUUAGAAAUCGCCCCGCAGAACGUAGACGUGAACGUUCACCCCACGAAGCACGAGGUGCACUUCUUACACGAGGACAGCGUCAUAGAGAGCGUCCAGAAGCACAUCGAGAGCAAACUGCUGGGCUCCAACUCCUCACGCACAUAUUUCACUCAGACGCUGCUUCCUGGACUGUCGGUCUCCGGCGGCUCUGAGGUCAAGACCUCCGGCGCCACGGCGGAGCCGAGCGAGCGAGUCUACGCUCAUCAGAUGGUGAGGACCGACUGCCGCGCACAGAAGCUGGACGCCUUCCUCCAGCCUAAAGAGAAGCCGCCGCCGCCGCCGCCGCCGCCGCCGCCGGAACCAGCCGGUCCCAGCAGCAGCAGGGAGAUGGAGACGGAGACCCGGACUGUGGAGGUGGACGACGCCGACGACAUGGAGAUGCUGGAGGCGCUGGCCGCGCAGGAAGAAGCGGCGCCCGAGGGCGGGGAGGACCUCAGCGCCGGCGCGCCCGACAUUCAGAGCAGGAAGCGACCCAGGAAAGAUCACACAGAGGAGCAGCAGCCGCUGGAGGAGGGGAAAGACGAAGACCUGACAGCCGCAGACGCAUCCAAACGACGAGUGAUCAAACUGACCAGCAUCAAAGAGCUGAGAGCCGAGAUAACGGAGAACACACACAAAGGUCUUCAGGAAAUGCUGCAGAACCACUCGUUCGUAGGUUGCGUUAACCCGCAGUGGACUCUGGUCCAACAUCACACCAAACUGUACCUUCUCAACACCAGCAAGCUCAGCCAGGAGCUUUUCUACCAAAUACUCAUCUACGACUUUGGGAACUUCGGUGUCCUCAGACUGUCUACCCCGGCUCCUCUCUACGACCUGGCCAUGCUGGCCCUGGACUCCGAGGAGAGCGGCUGGUCGGAGGACGACGGCCCGAAAGAAGGACUGGCUCAGUACAUCGUGGACUUCCUGAAAAAGAAAGCGGAAAUGCUGGAGGACUACUUCUCCAUAGAGAUCGACCAGGAGGGGAAUCUAACGGGCCUGCCGCUGCUCCUGGACAAGUACAGCCCGGUCAUGGAGGGUCUGCCCAUGUUCAUCCUGCGCCUGGCCACUGAGGUGAACUGGGACAACGAGAAGGACUGCUUCAGAGACUUCAGCAGAGAGUGCAGCUCGUUCUACUCCAUCAGGAAGCAGUACAUCCUGGACGCAGAGCCGGGAGAGGAGCAGGAUGCCGAGGUGAACUCCUGGCGGUGGAAAGUUGAGCACGUCAUCUUCAAAGCGUUCCGAACCCUCUUCAGUCCUCCGAAGAGCUUCAGCGAGGACGGCGCCGUGCUGCAGAUCGCCAACCUGCCCGACCUCUACAAGGUGUUCGAGAGGUGUUAAUGUGACUGAAUGCCAACGCCGCUCCCUUAGAUUUCAUGUGAGAGUUUUCUGUAAAUAAAUAUUUUGUAAAAAAAAUAAAUCAAGACUUGAGACCGGUGCUUUAUGAGUGGAAAAGUCCCGUUCUGAGUGGCCUACUUCCACAUGCCAAGGCUCCACAUGGUUUUCUAAAAGUAAAACUCUGGACAUGAAGCCAGGAAAAAGAAAAAUUGGGUCACGAGUCCCACGACGACACCCGAAAUGUGCCAACAUCAUGCGCUCAGCUUUAAUUACUCCUAUACUGUAUUCCCC
Molecule: messenger RNA, 2620 nt
Organism: Salarias fasciatus (jewelled blenny)
Lineage: Eukaryota; Metazoa; Chordata; Actinopteri; Blenniiformes; Blenniidae
Gene: mlh1
Product: mutL homolog 1, colon cancer, nonpolyposis type 2 (E. coli)
Exons: 19
Coding region: 101-2332 (743 amino acids)
Biological process (GO): mismatch repair
Cellular component (GO): MutLalpha complex
Molecular function (GO): ATP hydrolysis activity; mismatched DNA binding; ATP binding
Source: RefSeq, a predicted model, not a curated record